Molecule: messenger RNA, 2046 nt
Organism: Nyctereutes procyonoides (raccoon dog)
Lineage: Eukaryota; Metazoa; Chordata; Mammalia; Carnivora; Canidae
Gene: BNIP5
Product: BCL2 interacting protein 5
Exons: 10
Coding region: 1-2046 (681 amino acids)
Source: RefSeq, a predicted model, not a curated record
AUGGAUCAUCCACGGGGACCCAAGAAGCCUCUGUCGGGGAGGAGAGCCAGGUCUCUGGAGAGGUCACACAGCCCCAAGAAGGACUCAGAGUCAUGGAACUGCAAGGGCCUUUCCCUGCCCAUGUCCACUCCCCUCUCCAAGAGGGUGCUUCACCAGACAGCCAGCGAUGGGACCAGAUGUCCCCAGAGCCCAGCUCAUGGCCAUGGUGCCCUGAGCCUGGAGGAGACCAAGAAGUUUCUCUCCAGUGACCAGAGGCCUCCGCAGGACACCAAGAAGGACAAGGCCCAGAAGCGGGGCCAGCAGGGGUGGCUGAAGACCAUCAUAAACUUCUUUCUGAGGACAGGCCCUGAGGAGCCCAAAGACAAGGCCAGCCGGAAGGCAAAGGGGAAAGAAGGCCUCCCCAAGUCUGCAGAAACCCCGGAAGCACCAGGGGACACAGCUCCCAGGAAGAAAGCCCACGACAAGAAGGCCAGCCGCAAGAAACACAGUCACAAGAAACAUGUUGCUGAAGAAACCAAGGGGGCCCAAGAUCAUGAGGCCGAAGGCCAAGAGACAGGGUUGCCCAACCUGGCUGCUACCCCAUGCUCCAAGGAGGCUGACCGGAGCCCAGCACCCAAGGGUGAGCAGACCGUGCCUGGUGGAGAAGGUUCUGAUCUUCCCCAGUCCUUGUGCAUUGAGGAUGGGGGUCCUGGAGCAGAAGAAAUUUCUCCUCAAGCCACAGGUCACCGGUGGGGAGAAGACCUCAAAAACACUGACAAGGAUACAAUCAUCAGGAUGAUAGUGGAAUUUCUCCAAAGAGUGGGAGACCAGUGGGAGGAAGAGCAGGUUCAAGCUCCUCAGCUGGUGUUGGUGCCGCAGAACUCAGCGCCAGCUGUCAGGAAGAAAUCCCAAGAGAAAAAGUCUAACUUCAAGAGAGCCUUUUCUCACAAGAAACAUAGCUCGGAGGAGCCUAAGAGAGCGGGGCCUGGAGAGGUUUCCAGCCCAGAGUCCCGGCCACUCAAGAGGCCCAGCUUUCUGCCCCUGUGUGUGGGGGGCCAUCAGCCCUCCACCUCUAGCAGCCCUGGCUUGGAGGAACAUAACAUACAAGAGGCCGCAUCCACAGACAGUGGGGGUCCAAGUCCCUUCGAGCUUUCCCCCCAAGCAGGAGGUCAGGAGCCAGAAGAGGACGUGCAGACCAACACAGCCUUGGAAUUCAAAGAAUUCAUCCAGAAGAUCAUUGCCCUACUCCCGGAUGCAGAGGAGCAGUGGGGAGUGAAGCAGCUUCAAGUCCAGGAACCAGAGGUGGCUGUAGAAAACCUGUCCCUACCCUACAGAAGGAAAUCCCACGAGAAAAAGAGCAGCUUCAGAAAAGCCUUUUCUCAUAAGAAACAUGGCUCCAAGGACCAGAAGAGAGCUGGGGCUGCAGGUGCCACCAGCCCAGAGUCCCGGCCGCACAAGAGGCCCAGCUUUCUGCCCCUGUGUGUGGGAGGCCAUCAGCCCUCCACCUCCAGCAGCCUUGAUCUGGACGGCGUCGAGUUCCAGGAGUCCUUGCCCACCGAAGGGACACCUGUUGGGCCCUCAGAUGCACCCUCCCAGACCAGAGGCCAUAAGCCAGAGGAGGGACCACAGCCAGAUGAAGUGUUUGAAUCCAAGGAGGUGAUCAUUCAGAGGCUGGCGGACCUUCUCCAGGAAGUGGAUGGCCAGUUAGGGGAGCAGAUCAAGCGACACCCCAGCUUUAAGAGGUUUUUAUACAGGCUCUCAGACUCCUCCCUCAGGAAGCUGGCAGCCACCCUACACAGCCAGCAGGCCCACUCUACGGAGUCGGACAGGAAGCUAAUUAAGGGACCCUACCACUUUGCCUUUGGCUUGCCUAACAAAUUUGCUGGCAACAACAGCCACGCCGUCCUCAGCCUCAUGGGCCUGCGCUACAGCCAACACAGCUACUCCCACUUCCCCUGUCGGCAGGCCCAGCAGGUGAGAACAAGCGACACCCAGCUCAAGAUCCCAACAGGACUGGCAUACUGUCCUCUCCCCUCCUCUGCUGAGUUCUUGACUUUUGGGGUCUAG